Messenger RNA from Plectropomus leopardus (leopard coralgrouper), 3299 nucleotides. Lineage: Eukaryota; Metazoa; Chordata; Actinopteri; Perciformes; Serranidae. The record is from RefSeq and is a predicted model, not a curated record.
AGCUUAGGCAUGGAGACAAAGAGCAGUGGAGAUCCGUGUUGCUGACUGCCAUUAGGUGGCAGCAAAUACCUUGAUCACAGCUGAGGACAAUCUUUCCAUGAACACGAGAAGCUUUCUUCAAUUUUCAUAAUGUUACUGUGCUCCUUUUUUUCCCCCCUUUUUUAAAAUGUUUUUAUCAUCAAUAAGUGCCAACUUUAUAUGGUAGCAAUAGUGUGAUUAUCAUUUGUAUAUUUGUGUGACUUUCAAAUUAAUGCAAAAAAAAUUAAACUCAUGUAUGAAAAGAUUUCUUUCAUUUUUUUUAAAUGUAUCAUUAUUACAAUUCUCUGCCUUAGAAGUUGAGCAAACAGCCUUCUGUUAUGCUGCGCUCCUUCUGCUGAUGCUGCAAACAGUUCAGUUACACAUGCAGUAGUAACUACCAGCAGUAAGUGUGAAUGAUUUAUGUGCUGCAUUGUGCAGCACUUGGAAAGGGCUGUCUUAAAAAAAACUCUUAAUUUUACUUAUCUCUGUGUUCAGUGCUGUUUUAUUGGCAGCUUUUCAACAGUAGUCAGCCUGGCAGCCUCUGUGUAUGUUAAAGAUGCAUAUGCAGGCUGUUUUCUCCCUGGUGUUGCAGGAACGGGCUGACUGCACUGCACAAAAGACCAUGCGUGGCACAUAAACUGGUGCAUUUUGAGCAUGCAAGCAGUGUUUCUAUUGUUUAUAUAGCAUUAUACGUAAAAAAAAAAAAAAAAUAAUUAAAAAAACUCACAACGCACAAGACUGAAUGAUACUAAGUGGAUUGUUGAAGAUAUUUUAUUCAUCUACUUUGCAGUAAGAUUACAAUCAUUGCCUACCAUGUAAUCUAAUUUUGGGCCACUGUUGCGACCCACUACACUAUAGUCAACAAUGUCUUUAUUGGGAGCACUUUGGAUGCAAUGUUUCACUGUGGCCAGCAGAGGGUCCCUGCUGAGUUUACAGAGAGGCAUCUGCAUGCUGUCCUGUCCAGCUACCUUGCUCCAUAUCCAGUCUGAAACUGCAACCCAACAAGCUGCUAAAUAUCUGGGAGACAGAGCUCUUGUGCUUCUCUACUGUGCAGCCAUGGCCACCACAGAAACAAUGUUUCCAGACAGAAGUGACUUUGAUUACGAUUAUGAGACAUUGCGGACCACCGGGGUUGUCCUCGCUGUAGUCAUGUUUUUCUCUGGCAUUUUUAUAGCCCUCAGUAAAAAAUUCACAAAAUGUGUAAAAUCCUCCUCCAAUUCAAGCUCAUCUGGUACCCAAAUCCCAAAGACAGAUGUGCCCCCUCAAACUGUAUAGAAAAUAUAGUACUUGAAAGGGAAGGAGGUCUUCACGGGAACCACGACAACAACUACACACACAUACACUGGUUGUUUAUGGCCAUCCCUGUUAUGGCUAAUAUACCUCUGCCAGCUGGAUGAUCGAUAAACAGGGUUUUCCAACACAUCCUGACCUGCUUUCAUUGAGCCUCCCACUGAAUUCUGUAGUAAGUCUUACAAUAUGUGAGCAAAAUCUAUAUCUACAGAUUGCUCAGAAUUGUGUGAGUUGGGAAUAAAAGAAGAGAAAAAAACACUAAAAAAAAGAAACAAUAAAUACUCCCAACCAUGCAACUUGACAAGGUACUUUUAAUCAAACCUUCUUUUAAUUGUACUCCUGUAGAGCAAUACAAUUAAUAGCAUGAUUAAAUAUUUAUAAUCCAAAUCUCCAGGUUGGAACAAAAGACAGCAUGCAUUAAUCAAUUGUAACAAUUACCUUUAUUUUUCUUUUUUUUGUUGACAUCUGCUUUUUUAGCUUGACAAUAUAAUGAAGAAACAGAUAAAUACAAUAGAUCAAAUAUAACAUGAUUUAGGAAAAUAGCUAGCACAGUAUCUUAAUAAAGAUUGAAAGACAGUUGCGUUGAACAAUAUUAUUGUGGAUGAAUUGUGUAUUUGUUUAUUAGUUGUUACUUCUUUUGUUUAAAUCAAAGGCAAAAGGUAUAACACAUUGUACUGUAUUACCAGUAAAACUGAAAAAUGAGACCACUGUUCCAAAUAAAGGUCUUAUCUACUGAAUAUGAUUUUAUCAUUUUUUGUAAUAAACUUGCUGCUUGAGAUUACCUCAAGUGACAUAAAUGUAAAGUAGAAAUUAGAUGAUGUUGAGUCAUGAAGCUGAUUUUUGCUUCGUACUUUAAAGGAAUGUAAAAGAGAUGACACAUGAGUGACAGACAGCUCUAACCUUAUUCAUCACUCAUAUUACAGUCAAGGUGGCAGCAAACCUUGGUAGAAUUGGGCUAAAAAAACCAAAAAUUCUUCACAUCAUCUCUUUCUAGUGGGAUGUGGUAUUUUCCAUUGUGCUCAUUUCUGUGGCUACUUGUCAGUGGGACUGCUCAAAGGGUGCCCCAAACAUCAAAACAUUCAGAUGGAACUUUAAAUACAGUGUUAUUGUACUUUUAUUGAUGACUCAUGACUAAAAUGUACAGUUAGUCAGACAAUUUGUCACCGCACUUACUCACAUAAUGUCUCUGUGAUAUGAACAUUCUUUGUCACAAUUAAGUUUCAAGUACAUAACAGCUUUAAACACAAUCAAGUUUCUUUUUCCACAAAGAAAAAUUGUACUUGAUGUUACUCACACGUAAGUAUGAUGCAUACAGAAAGAAAGUUAAAUUAUGUGACGGGUUCUUCUUAUUUUUUGAACACAUGCAUUCUUAACAUAAGCACAUAUGUUGACUGAAAUCAAAACCAUCACUCAGUGUAACAAUAUGAUAACUUAUCAUGAUGGGGGGUUUUGGCAAGAGGAGUAGAGGGGUUUCAGGGACAUUGUCCUGGAGGUCAUUCAAACGAUUUCACAGAAAUCAACAUUAAACUGGGAGCGUAGCCUUAUAGGAAGAUGAAUACCACUGCAUCUUCCACAACAGCUUUUUUACCUUCUGUUGAAGUAAUCUGCUAAGAUUACUAAUACUCUUUAUUUCUGUUAGUUUAAAGCUUUAUUUGCUAUAGUUAGUUUUCAUAAAAAUAACCCUUUACCAUAUUUGAAGCUCUCACACAAAAUGGUUAAUAAAACAGGUCUGUGAAUAAAUCAAAUUCUUUUGCCUCUUCGUAGUGCUUAUAAUGGCAAGAAUACACCAAACUUAAACUUUAAAAAACCAUUCAGAGCCAAGGAGUCUUUAACGCAGCUGUCAAUCAUGUCAGUCACUGCUUGUGAACUGCAGUCAAACAAUCUAGGCAGUGCUGAUCAAAUAUGAGCAAGAUUCUGUCAGUGUGUUGACAGUUUCUUGCUUUAAAUGUUUUCAGAAACAUAUUUUAGUGUACUGUUUAACUAUAAAAUGA